GGGGUGGGGCAGUUUUACAGGACUGGAGUAAGCAGUGGAAAGUUACAGUGAAAGGUGGUUAGCUAUUGUCAGCAGGGGAGGGGGUCACAAGGUGCCUGGUGGGGAGAUCAUAAUACUCAUUGUCCGGAAGAAGGUCACCAGGUCGAUCAGUUGGGGCAGGGCAGGAACAAGUCAUAAUGGAAUGUCAUAAGGUUGGUCAAUCAGUUAAGACAGGAGCUGGCUGUUUCACUUCUUUUGUACUUUUGGGUUGCCCCAGACUUCUUGGCUCCUGCAGGCCAUGUGGAUGUAUAUGUGCAGGUCACAGGGGUUACAAUGGCUGAGCUUCAACUCAGAGGCCAGACAGCGGUGUCCCCACUGUGCUGAAGAAAGAGCUCCAGCCCCUGGCAAUGCCUGGGGUUUAGGUCCCAGGUCUGCUGGUCACUGGCUAUGAUCUUGGACAAGUCUUUCCCUUCGCGGAGACCCCAGAUGGACAGAGAAUUCACUGAGCAUUACACUACUGAUGACAAGCAGGCAACUGCGUUGGAGAGGGAGGUCAUCAUGGCUGCAAGGAAGGGACUGGACCCAUACAAUAUACUACCCCUAAAGGCAGCUUCAGAUACCAAAGAAGACCCUAAUUUAGUCCUCUCUAUCACCAACAAGAGAAUAGUGGGCUGCAUCUGUGUAGAGGACAACAGUACCAUCACCUGCUUUGGGCUGCACAAAGGCGAGACCCAGCGAUGCCCCAGCUAUGGAACCCAUUACAAGCUGGUGCCCCACCAGCUGAUGUACUGAGCACCAGCACCAAGUUACUCAA
Molecule: messenger RNA, 793 nt
Organism: Symphalangus syndactylus (siamang)
Lineage: Eukaryota; Metazoa; Chordata; Mammalia; Primates; Hylobatidae
Product: cytochrome c oxidase subunit 5B, mitochondrial-like
Biological process (GO): mitochondrial electron transport, cytochrome c to oxygen
Cellular component (GO): mitochondrial envelope; respiratory chain complex IV
Source: RefSeq, a predicted model, not a curated record